Messenger RNA from Caenorhabditis remanei, 699 nucleotides. RefSeq lists its product as uncharacterized. Bases 1 to 699 code for a protein of 232 amino acids. Lineage: Eukaryota; Metazoa; Nematoda; Chromadorea; Rhabditida; Rhabditidae. The transcript has 5 exons. The record is from RefSeq and is a predicted model, not a curated record.
AUGUUGAGUCUUAUCUCGAUUCAAUUUUUGUAUAGAUACUGGUCGAUUAGCUCCAGCGUGCUCAUAUUCGAGGCUCGCCGAUUUGCCUACUGGAUUCUCGGCGUGAUUUUUGGUGGAUUUCUCUGGGCGGUCUUCACUUAUAACACUAUUUCUUGUGACUCAUCCGACAAAAUUUUGCUGAAAUAUGAGCUGGAAAAGAGCCAUGAUAUGGAUAUCGGGCAGUGUAUUAAGCUGGAGGUCAAAAACCGGGACGUGGCUGGUUACAACCUGGCUGGUCUUAUUUAUCUGGUUGUAUUCAGUAUCAUUCUGGUGAUAAAAUUAUUGAUUAUGAUGUUCUGUGGUGUCAAAAUGGCUAUUCACGUUUAUAGGAGGUCAAAUUUCCAGUCAUCGAGACACCAUAAGCAGCACUCAUUGUUUUUGAAGUCUUUGUUGGUUCAGAUCCUGUCCCCCCUCCUUAUCCUCUACCUCCCUACAUUCCUAUUAUCCUACCUACCAUUCACCAACUUUUCUACCAACGGAAUUAUCAUGCCAGUCCUUACAGUAUACCCAUUCAUCGACAGUAUACUGGUACUCAACGUGAUAUCUGAAUAUAAAAUUGCCAUGAGAAAUGUGUUGAAUCGAAUGUUUUGGUGUCUGGGCAAGGAGAAACAAUACGAGACGACACCUGUCACGAUGAACACUUUAUUUUCAGCGAUUUGA